AGUUUUAAAAUGUGUUGAAAAAACCAUAUUAAGUGUUUGAGAGUUAAUUUAUGUUCUGAAAAGAAAAAUUUUGAAAUGGAGGAACAUAUUUUUAUCACUUUUAAAGUGUUUUUCGAAGUUUAAAAGGGAAGAAAUCUAAUGACGAUUGUAUGUUUGUAGAGGUUUCUACUGUAUUUGUAGUUUGUUGUUCCACUCUGUCUAUGGUAUGGCUUUGAAAUUUCAAAAGUUGGAAGAAGAUUAUCUUUCUUUACUUUCAGAGUUUAAUACUUUGAAAGUCAAGCUGGAAUGUAAAACAGAUUCCUUGUUGAUCUUAGGACAUGAAUUAGAGCAAUGCCAGUCCGAGAAAGAUCAGUAUAAACUCAUGGCCGACCAACUUAGAGAAAGAUAUAGUGCCUUGAAACGAAGAGUUGAAGGAUGGGGUCCAUCUUUGUUAGGUGUCUAUGAUGUUGAUGGUUUGAAAUGUGAUAGAGAAAAAAGUCUGGCCCAUUUGUUAUGUGAGUUAAAAGACCAAAAUAAAGCUUUGAAAUUUAAAACAGAAAAUUUGAAACUUCAACUAGAUGAUGCUUAUGGAGACAUCAAGUUACUGAGGGAAGAAUUGUCUAAGCAUCAAGCUGAUUCUCUAAGGGAGACUUUAUCUGAAAAUUUUCUUUCUCUUAAUGAAAAGGAAGCUUUGAUAAAACAACUAGAAACUCAAAAUUUAAAGUGCAAACAAUUAACACAAGAUUUACAAGCUGUGUUAGAUGAAAAAGAGGAAUUGGUUACUGCUAGAGACCAAUAUCGACAUAAAUAUGAGAGACUAAAUCAACAAUUAAAUUAUAUCUUGAGAGGUGAUCAGCGAACAUUAAUUGAUAUUGAUGGUGUUUUAUUGGAAAAUAAAUAUCUUCAAGAAAGAAUAAAACAAGUAGAAGAAGAAAAGGCUGUAAUGGCAUCAUCCCUUGCUAAGUGCAAAGCCCUUUUGGAGAAAAAGCGUGCAAAAGGUGGAAUGAGAAGUACUAUUGCCUCAGGAUUGGCUGUAAGUGCUAAACAAGAUUUUUCAGUGGAACAAUUAUUACAGAAUAAACCUUUUCUUGAUUUGAUGAAUAAGUCCUCAAAUGCUACUGAAUUUCGCAAUUUAGUUAUCACCUUGUUAGAAGCAUUGAGUGACAAGAGCAUUGCUCUUUCUCAUCAAAAGAAAACGAAUAAAAUUCUUGGGAAUAGAGUUAAGGAACUCCAAGAAAAAAUAAAAUCGAUGGAAGUUUCCUCAUUGUGGAGAGUUCCUGACCCUACACAACUAUCCCUUUUGUUUCAUGACUGUGAACAUGACAACUAUCGUUCUGCUGAGAAAAGCUCCCCUCUUCAUUCCAUUCUCUCAUCGCUUGAUAAUGAGAGGAAAGAGGAUUCUCCUGAAAUUAUACUGGAUGAUCAAAGCAUUAGAAGUGAUGAUCAGUGUUCAGUCUCAGAGCUGAGUGCAGAUCUGAGGACAAAUUCUGGAUUCAGUGAUUUGGACAUUUUACCUACUAAAGAUUAUUCAGUCAAAGAUCUGAAAUUUGAUAGACGUGAGAGCAUGAGCAGCUGCAGUCGUUACAGUGAUUCAAGGAACAGCUCAGCAUCUCCAUCACUUUUACAUACAUCUCGAACAUUACACAGCGAUUCAGAAAUAACGCCAAAGAAAUCUUUAACUAUGAGUCAGCUAUACAAAUCAACAUUCAAUAAAGAUCGUCAUCAGUGGUCAUCAUUAGAUGUUGAUGAUCUGCCACCUAAGCUACAAAAAUUUAUAGCUGCUGCAUUUGCUGAAAUAGAAGACAAGACGGACUGUGAUGAAACAAUUGUCAAAAGCCCACUUCAUAAAUUAAACCCACCGGCAAAAAGUAAUCCUAACUGUUGA
Molecule: messenger RNA, 1864 nt
Organism: Uloborus diversus
Lineage: Eukaryota; Metazoa; Arthropoda; Arachnida; Araneae; Uloboridae
Product: coiled-coil domain-containing protein 149-like
Exons: 12
Coding region: 206-1864 (552 amino acids)
Source: RefSeq, a predicted model, not a curated record